Alnus glutinosa is the source of this 3057-nucleotide messenger RNA. Its product is annotated as probable serine/threonine-protein kinase SIS8. The coding region runs from base 387 to 2840 and encodes 817 amino acids. The transcript has 17 exons. NCBI's taxonomy places the organism in Eukaryota, Viridiplantae, Streptophyta, Magnoliopsida, Fagales, Betulaceae. Gene Ontology annotation, molecular function: protein kinase activity; ATP binding. Gene Ontology annotation, biological process: protein phosphorylation. The record is from RefSeq and is a predicted model, not a curated record.
CCAUCUCUCUCUCUCUCUCUCUCUCUCUCUCUCUCUCUCUCUCUCUCUCCUUUUUCCUCGUUUACAUCAAUCACUCUCUCUCUCUCUCUCUCUCUCUCUCUCUCUGUAUUUCCAUACAUAGAUAUUUGGUGUUUGGUUGUAGGAAAGUAGGGAUGAGGAUUUCGAAGCGGAGCGAUUGAGAUGCGAAUGUUGGUGUAUGAGAAAGGAGGGUAGGGUUCAAAUGCUCGGAUCUGCUGGUGGUCAUAUGGCCUCCAGCUUGAAGAAUUCAGAAAAUUUAUUUGAAAUCCUAUGUUGUUUAAGUCUAAGAACUACUCUUAGAUUGAAAAUGCCUUUUACGGGGUAAGAAGUGGGAGCGAAAUGGUUUUAGAUUCCAUUUAUUUAAAGACAUGGAGGAGACAAGAGAUGGUGCUGGGCCAGCAGAGCAAGGGCCUUCAAAUGCUUCAUGGUGGUCUUCAGAUUUCAUGGAAAGAUUUGGGUCUGUUUCGUUGUUCUCUCAAGAAGAGACCAUAAGUAAUACAGAAUCACCUAGAAGUUUUGAGGAAGAUCGGUUGUCACCUCAGAGAGCAUCUCAAAUUCUAUGGCGUACGGGAAUGCUUUUUGAACCGAUACCAAAUGGUUUCUAUUCUGUCAUUCCGGAGAAAAGGCUGAAGGAGCUUUUUGAUGCUAUUCCUACUAUGGAUGAGUUACAUGCUUUGGAGGCAGAGGGUUUCAGAGCUGAUAUCAUUCUUGUAGAUAGCGAAAGAGAUAAAAAGCUAUCUAUGCUGAAGCAGCUGAUUGUGGCACUGGUGAAAGGGCUGAACUCAAAUCCAGCUGCAAUGAUAAAAAAGAUUGCCGGAUUGGUCUCUGAUUUUUAUAAACGGCCAAAUUUGGAAAGUCCAGCAAAAGCUGCACUAGAAGAAACCUCCCACAUGUUUGAGAAUCAAGGUGUUCAGAUGCUGGGGCAAAUAAGGCAUGGUUCAUGCCGUCCUAGAGCAAUCUUAUUUAAAGUUCUAGCAGAUACCGUAGGUCUUGAAAGUAGGCUCAUGGUGGGUUUGCCUAAUGAAGGGGUCAUUGAGUGUGUAGACUCAUAUAAGCAUAUGUCUGUGAUAGUAGUGUUGAAUUCUGUGGAACUAUUGGUCGAUCUUAUGCGGUUUCCUGGCCAGCUGCUGCCCCGAUCAACCAAGGCAAUUUUUAUGACCCAUAUUUCAGCAGCAGGGGAGAGUGAUUCUGCAGAAAAUGACUCCUGUGAUUCACCGCUAGAACCAAAUAGUCCUCUUUAUGGGUUUCCUGAGAGAGUAGAUCCUGACAGUGCUGAAAAAGAUGAUAGCCUUCAGUUCCAUAGGAAAUUUGAAGCAUCAUCAAAUGUUUCUGGUCCUUCUUUGCGAAAUAUGAUGCUGCGAUCAAGUACCACUAUUGAAAGGAAAUUGAGUUUCUCACACAGUGAACCCAACAUUGCAAAUACAUGUUGGCGACGUAACCGGAAAAAGGCCAUUGCUGAACAGCGAACAGCUAGUUCCAGUCCAGAGCAUCCUUCGUUUCGAGCACGUGGACGGUCUAUGCUUAGUGGUGAUAGAAAAUCCUUCAGAGAUUUUUCUGAUGACGUGGCCUCAUCAAGCUACAGGUCUGAUGGUGCAUCAACAUCAGAAGCUCGUAGACUCAGAAGAAGAAGUAUUAGCAUUACUCCGGAGAUUGGUGAUGAUAUCGUAAGGGCUGUACGUGCAAUGAAUGAAACAUUGAAGCAAAAUCGUCUUUUGAGAGAGCAAGGCGAUGACAGGUCUUUCUCCCCUUCUUCAAAUGACAGAAAUUCAGAUCUUCAGAAAGAUGUAUCCAGUUUCCAUCUUGAUGGUCAUCAUGACAUAUCAGGUGCUUUAUAUUCUCUUCCUCGAGACCAGAUAAGUUCACAAAAGGCGAUGUCAUUACCCUCGUCUCCACAUGAAUAUAGAAGACAAACUUCUGAGAGAAGCGGACCUCCAGGCUACGUUGGAAAUGAUGAAUUGGUCUCAACAUGGAAUAAAGUUCUUGAAUCUCCCAUGUUUCAAAAAAAACCUCUAUUACCUUAUGAAGAAUGGAGUAUCGAUUUCUCGGAAUUGACAGUUCGAACUCGUGUUGGGAUUGGUUUCUUUGGAGAAGUUUUUCGAGGCAUAUGGAAUGGAACAGAGGUUGCGAUUAAGGUUUUUCUAGAGCAAGAUUUGACUGCUGAAAACAUGGAGGACUUCUGCAAUGAGAUAUCCAUUCUCAGCCGACUUCGACAUCCUAAUGUUAUUUUAUUUCUUGGUGCAUGCACGAAGCCUCCACGCUUGUCAAUGGUUACUGAAUACAUGGAAAUGGGAUCCUUGUUUUAUCUUAUUCACUUGAGUGGUCAGAAGAAGAAGCUUAGCUGGCGGAGGAGAUUAAAAAUGCUGCGUGAUAUUUGCAGGGGUUUGAUGUGCAUACAUCGGAUGAAGAUUGUUCAUUGUGAUCUAAAAAGUGCAAACUGCCUUGUGAACAAGCAUUGGACUGUUAAGAUCUGUGAUUUUGGGCUCUCGAGAAUAAUGACAGAAUCACCCAUGAGAGACUCUUCAUCUGCAGGAACCCCGGAAUGGAUGGCUCCUGAACUUGUUCGAAAUGAACCCUUCACCGAGAAAUGUGAUAUUUUUAGCCUGGGGGUGGUAAUGUGGGAGCUCUGCACUCUAAGUAGGCCAUGGGAAGGGGUACCACCAGAGAGGGUAGUUUAUGCUGUUGCUAAUGAGGGUUCCCGGCUGGAGAUUCCUGAAGGUCCACUGGGCAGGCUAAUUUCAGAUUGUUGGGCAGAACCGCAUGAACGUCCUAGCUGUGAGGAAAUACUUUCCCGUUUGCUCGACUGCGAGUACUCACCCUGCUGACGCACCCUGUUGUUUGUUUGUGAAUAGAAAAAAAAAAAAAAAAAAAAAAAAAAACAUGGUAGAGGUGUUACAUUGUGUUCCCGGCUUAAUUUGUAAACCUUAAUGAUUUUUCCGGUCACUGUGAUAACAUGAGAUUGUGCAUUUUCCAUUUUUGACUGGCUCAAAUUCAUCUUUUUUGUGCAAUCAAACCCAGAUCAGAUUAUGUUCUGCGUAUGAA